AUGGCGCGGCGACUGCACGGGAAGCGAUUCAAGGCGCCGAACAGGCGGUUAUCCGGCGCUGAUGGCGCGGAGAGGCAAGAUUUGGUACAGAAGAAGCGUAGAUAUCGCCCUGGGACGUUGGCGCUGAAGGAGAUUAGGAGGUUCCAGAAGACGACGGAUCUAUUGAUUCGUAAGAUGCCUUUUGCGCGUCUGGUGCGAGAGAUUUCAAAUGAACUCUCUCCCGAGCCGCUGCGAUACACGGCGGAGAGUCUGUUAGCGUUACAGGAGGCCACAGAGGAUUUUCUGGUACACUUAUUUGAGGAUUGCAACCUGUGCGCGAUCCACGCGAAGCGGGUGACGAUAAUGCCAAAGGAUUUGCAGCUCGCGCGCCGCAUUCGAGGCCCGAUUUACGGCGUCGCCGCGUAUUAG
Molecule: messenger RNA, 408 nt
Organism: Ostreococcus tauri
Lineage: Eukaryota; Viridiplantae; Chlorophyta; Mamiellophyceae; Mamiellales; Bathycoccaceae
Product: Histone core
Exons: 4
Coding region: 1-408 (135 amino acids)
Cellular component (GO): nucleosome
Molecular function (GO): DNA binding; protein heterodimerization activity; structural constituent of chromatin
Source: RefSeq, a predicted model, not a curated record